AUGCUCGACAGUCCCGGUGUGAUGAGGCUCAUGGCAAUAGUCAGCGAGUGGCGACGGCGCGAGUCGGUCAGUUGUCACCACGCACCGGCCUUGACGCAUGCGCAGCAUCACUUGCCACCGGAACCACUUUCGGGACCGUGGAUAACUUGCCGGAGUGUUGGUGUGGCCUCCUUGCUGGUGCUGUUCCUCAGCCACAGAUUCCUCAACCACAGCCCCCUAACCAACCACAGCCACCUAACCAACCACAGCCUCCUAACCAACCACGGCCCCAGAAUCCACCACCACAUGCAGGGGGCUAAGACAAACAAGCCACCAGGCGUCCUCUUAGAUAUAAGGCCUCUUUCCUCGUCUUUAUCUUAUUCUUCAGUGUCUUCAGGUAUUCCACAUUAUCAAAAUGUAAAUCAUCCUUGAGAAGCUUACUAAUCAUCUGCGUGGCAUGUGAAAAUAUUGAUCAGGGGAGAACGAAACGUUUGAAAACACUGACCUCGGGGACAGCGACUGGGAUCGUUCGAGGGAGCAUCAUCAUCACCGUCACUAUCAUUGUCACCACCACGAGGGGGCAGGCACUUGGGCUGACAGGAGGCCACAGCAGGUCCAGACACCUCCUAUGCUGCGGGCGGAUGUGACUAAACGGCUGACCUUUGCCGAUAUCCUGUAGGGGACACUCACUGCAGGCGUCCCAGAAUGUGACGUUGUGCACUGAUGAGGCGGAGCAGGGCGAGAGAUGGGAAUCGUAUGGGACUGGGAACGAGAGAAGAGGCAGUGAUAAGAGGAUAAACAGUAAUACGAGAAGCGAUGGGAAACGGGGUUAAAUGGCGGAAAUGCUGAGGAGAUAGGAGGGGAGUGAGCAGUGCACAGCUGACAGGAGGGAGAGGAUGGUGUGUAAGGUGGUGCCAGUACGCAAUAAGGCGAAGGGUAGGAAGGGCGAGAGGGAGAGGUGAAGGUGGUGACAAGACUAACUCAGCAGUGGGAAUAUUUGAUGACUGAGCUCACCGUGUAGGGAACAGCAAUACCGCUUGUUCUUUACGAAGGCCGUGUUUGAAGCUUUAAGCCCAUUGGGGGAGCUAGAUAGAUGAAUAGAUGUUAGAUAGAUCAAUGAAAAGAUAGAUAGAUAGAUAGAUAGCGAAAAAGAGAUGACGCCCUCUGGCAACAAGAGGUAAAAUAGAUAGGAUCACUCAAUCUAGUUCGUAUUCUCAAGCAUUAUGGUGUAACUGCGCCUCUAGUGGUCAUUACUAAGGCGUUUUCAUAAUUCUAGCGGUACCUCAAUAAACAUAAGUGAAACCAUUGUUGUUUUCAAGUGCCCUUUCAAGAUUUCACUGAUAGUCUAACAAGCUUACAUGGAAAUUAUUAGUGUUUUCAAAUGAGAUAAGCUAGAUAACUUAAAAUGUGUCCUGUCUAAUAUGGAAGAUCACAAAACAUCAACAACACCAUGUCAAAUAACUUCCACUGCAGCCUGUUUGGCACGAGAGAUAAGAUAAAUAACGUCCACUACAGGAUGUGCGACGUAAGAGAUCAGAUAAGGAAAAGGUUUAGGAAAGCGUGAUUCAUACACAGACUUGUAAGAUCGACUGGCUCUUCCCCACAGCGUGUGAGUGGAAGAGAAAGGUUAGGUUGGCGAUCUUUUGACACUAAUCGCCUGCCAGUCAAAGCAUGAUAGCAGGUGGCGAGGCGUCGCUGAGGGAUAAGAGGGAGGAUGGUGGCGGACAGGCAGACGUGUGUGUGUGUGUGUGUGUUAGACCAAGGCCGCGAGAUGUGCUGCUUUGGUGUGUGUGCGUGUGUGUGUGUGUGUGUGUGCAGGACGAGAAGCAUGAGAGGAGAAUGAAAAAUAGGAUGAAACGUUUUGAGAGAGAGAGAGAGAGAGAGAGAGAGAGAGAG
Molecule: messenger RNA, 1875 nt
Organism: Portunus trituberculatus (swimming crab)
Lineage: Eukaryota; Metazoa; Arthropoda; Malacostraca; Decapoda; Portunidae
Exons: 3
Coding region: 1-411 (136 amino acids)
Source: RefSeq, a predicted model, not a curated record